AGAAGGUGUAGGGUCUAGAAGCAUCCGUGAUGGAUUUCGCUCCCUCGUCUUCUGCUCCUAGUCACACUUGACAGUUCAGCUUCAGCUCCUCCCCCACCAUCUCCCUCCUCGCCGCCGGCCCCCAUUUCUCCCGCGUCCACUUCGAGCGGCGGCGCGCGUGCCGUACCGAUGGCUAUGGUCCCCUCGGGCUCGGGCGGUGGGCCGCCGGUGAUUGCGGAGGUGGAGAUGAACGGCGGCGCCGACUCGGGCGCCGCCACGGUCAGGGCCACCGUCGUGCAGGCCUCCACCGUGUUCUACGACACCCCGGCCACUCUAGAUAAAGCAGAGAGGUUGAUAGAGGAGGCUGCUGGGUAUGGUUCACAGUUGGUUGUGUUCCCAGAAGCUUUUGUUGGCGGCUAUCCUCGUGGAUCCACAUUUGGCUUUGGGGCCAACAUAAGCAUUGGUAAUCCAAAAGACAAGGGGAAGGAAGAAUUCCGGAAGUAUCAUGCGGCGGCAAUAGAAGUGCCUGGCCCAGAGGUGACACGCUUGGCUGCUAUGGCUGGAAAAUAUAAAGUAUUUUUAGUGAUGGGAGUGAUUGAAAGGGAAGGUUACACUCUGUAUUGCUCGGUGCUCUUCUUUGAUCCUCUAGGACGGUACCUAGGUAAGCACCGAAAGCUCAUGCCAACAGCAUUAGAACGAAUAAUAUGGGGAUUUGGAGAUGGAUCAACAAUUCCUGUUUAUGAUACUCCACUUGGAAAGAUCGGAGCCCUAAUUUGCUGGGAAAAUAAAAUGCCACUGUUGCGGACAGCACUUUAUGGUAAAGGUAUUGAGAUAUAUUGUGCUCCAACUGCUGAUUCCAGACAAGUUUGGCAAGCCUCCAUGACUCAUAUUGCCUUAGAGGGGGGAUGCUUUGUCCUGUCAGCAAAUCAAUUCUGCCGUAGAAAGGACUAUCCUCCACCACCGGAGUAUGUAUUUUCUGGUUUAGGUGAAGAGCCUUCUCCAGACACUGUUGUCUGCCCUGGAGGUAGCGUCAUCAUUUCACCAUCCGGAGAAGUCUUGGCAGGUCCCAACUACGAAGGGGAGGCGCUGAUUACAGCUGAUCUAGACCUUGGAGAAAUCGUGCGAGCCAAGUUUGAUUUUGAUGUGGUGGGCCACUAUGCUCGACCUGAGGUCUUGAGCUUGGUAGUGAAUGACCAGCCGCACCUCCCUGUGUCUUUCACUUCUGCCGCUGAGAAGACGACAGCCGCAAAAAGUGACAGCACUGCAAAGCCCUACUAAGCAAGAUAAUCAGAGUCAAUCGCAAAACUGAUUACUGUCACUAGACGGUGAAUCAUUGGCUCCGAUCGUUCAUGCUUGACGUCCCUGUCAUCCCCUUGCUUGUAAAUUGCAGUCCAGAACAAACUUCUGAGGUCUGUAGAACUUGCCCCUUUUAUGCUGUGUAUCUAUCAAGGUAGGUGUCAGAUCAAACUUGGUUCCCCUCCAUAUCAAAUAUGAGUAGUGCAUGAACUGGCACUACGAUGGUUUCACUGUCACACAUGUGGUUAUUUUACGUUCUACUCCCUUGGUGCCA
Messenger RNA from Oryza sativa Japonica Group (Japanese rice), 1549 nucleotides. NCBI's taxonomy places the organism in Eukaryota, Viridiplantae, Streptophyta, Magnoliopsida, Poales, Poaceae. The record is from RefSeq and is a predicted model, not a curated record.